CACGCGACCGACAGCUCGAAGGACCCACCCGGAAGUGUAGUAGUGCGUUUAGAAGUAAGCAUGCAGAUCACUACGUGGAUGCCUAACUUACAGUCACAUUAAUCCUUUUACUGACAACUGCGUUGUGUUUGUGGGUAGUGACAUUCACACGUUCAUCAGAGAUGUCGUGUUUUGGUGGUGAUCCCAACUUCUGCCCAGAAUGUGGCAACGUCCUUCCUCUCCCGGGAAUUCAAGACACAGUGCGCUGCCCUCGCUGCUCCUUCUCCAUCCCUGUGGCAGAAUUCUCAGGCCAGCAGAUCCAUUCUACAGUUAUCUUCAACCCUGUGGAGCAGUCGUUAGUGGCUCUAGAGGACGAGGAGGACUCCGAACUGAAAGGGCCUGUGAUUGACAGACGCUGCUCUCGCUGCAACAAAGAGGGGAUGGUGUACCACACCAGACAGAUGAGGUCUGCAGACGAGGGACAGACUGUCUUCUUCACGUGUACACACUGCAGGUAUCAAGAGAAGGAGGACUCCUGAGAAGAAAUGCAGAUCACCGUCUCCAUUCCUCUCCAUGCAGCUGAUCUCAUGUCUGCCAGUGUUUUUUCUUUUCUUCUUCUUUCCCCCAAUAACACACAGAUUGUAAAUAUAAGUGCUGAAGGAGCCAACAGUUAUCUCCUCUGUUUAAAUGAAGCUGUGCAAUGCAAGGCUUUUCGGUUACUGUUUGUAAGCUAUUAACAUUCGUACUUUGUGAAUAAAGUUUGACAAAAUAAUCUUAA
Acanthopagrus latus (yellowfin seabream) is the source of this 757-nucleotide messenger RNA. RefSeq names its product RNA polymerase I subunit H (gene polr1h). Bases 162 to 518 code for a protein of 118 amino acids. Gene Ontology annotation, cellular component: RNA polymerase I complex. Lineage: Eukaryota; Metazoa; Chordata; Actinopteri; Spariformes; Sparidae. Gene Ontology annotation, biological process: termination of RNA polymerase I transcription; DNA-templated transcription. Gene Ontology annotation, molecular function: DNA-directed RNA polymerase activity; nucleic acid binding; zinc ion binding. The transcript is spliced from 5 exons. The record is from RefSeq and is a predicted model, not a curated record.